UGCUCUCCCCCUAAAAAAGAGAGGCUAUAUGGAUGCUCUGAAAGCUGUAGCUUCCCCUAGUGGCGUGGUGGGGUUAAUCGGCGAACAUCCCCCAACGGAGCUCAUGCUCGAAGGGGGCUUGACAUGUUCAACCCCGUCUCCGGCGAUUGGCUCCUCGGCCACCUCAGCCGCGUGGUCCUCGACGACGACGCCCUCGCGCUCCUCCUCCUCCUCCUCCGCCUCGACAAGACUCUCUCCAGCCUCUCGCUCCACCUCCUCGCACACUCCUGCAGCAAAUGAAAAAUUCUCAUGCGUCAACAACAUGCCAGAAAGAUUGAGGCUGUCUAUAUGUGUGAGGGCAUGCAGUUGCCACUUUGAGGUGGCAGUUUUAUGCUAUAAAUUGCAGCUGAAGCAUGGAAUGUCUUACCAGUGGAUGGUAACGUUGUGUGGCGCAUGAUUGACGACCUUGACAAGAACGUUAUCACCUUCUCUUGCAUAGAGGGUCGGCCCUGGGAACUUGCCGUUAACAGUGAGGAUGGACUUGGUGGAGCAAAGCAGUGUCAUGUUCCUCAUAACCACCUGCACGAGUGAAACCAUGGUAAAUCAUCAUAGCAGCCUGAGUUCUGCAGCCGCCUCACGCUGUAAGGGUGAGCCGUUUUGUCAUUUACUGCCACCUGGGGCAGGUUGCUUGUUACUCCCUCUGUAAACUAAUAUAGAACGUUUUAGAGACUUGAAACUAUUAGUUUACAGAGUUGCAUCAGAAAUGAAAAUGACAUUGUGAAAUGGUGGCAAAGAAAGCAUUGUACUCCAUAUCUGGUUGUAUAAAGAGUGGUGCAAUGCUAUA
This is a messenger RNA of Triticum aestivum (bread wheat), 823 nucleotides long. RefSeq lists its product as uncharacterized. The transcript is spliced from 2 exons. The record is from RefSeq and is a predicted model, not a curated record. The coding region runs from base 29 to 436 and encodes 135 amino acids. Lineage: Eukaryota; Viridiplantae; Streptophyta; Magnoliopsida; Poales; Poaceae.